Molecule: messenger RNA, 4777 nt
Organism: Vitrella brassicaformis
Lineage: Eukaryota; Vitrellaceae
Source: the annotation of a GenBank genome assembly
GCCAGCUUCGUUGUAAAUGCUGCCACUGCCAUCCAACGACAGAACCGCCCAAAGCACACAGACAUGCACACAGCGAGUGCGUCCGCCACGGCCACGCAUAAGUGCAUCCAAAACACACAGAUACAUCCGUGCUCAGUUGCACACACAUGACAUCCCUGCAGCCAUUAACACCCACGCACCCACACACUAGGCAACCUAAGGCAAGUACCCACACAGAUACAAACGCCUGUUUGCCGAGGAAGGAGCGCUGCCAAGGGGUGAUGGUGGGUGAGUAGUGAAGAGAGGCUCAGUCGUCAAUCCACUUAAGCUUGUCCACGUGUGAUGGCCGCUGCGGCGGAGUCUAUCAAAGUGAACCAGGACAGUCGUCCGUGAAGUCGAUGUGCGUGCGGCGCCACCAUGCUGCACUCCGACUGUACCAAAAUCAGUCGGCAAGUGCGCUUGCGGCGCACACAUCUGCGGUGCGGCAAGGGCAGUGAGGGCUUACGUCUACCAGCCAGUGUGAAUAAAUGGCUAUACAUAUGUGUGUGCGGCGCAAUUGAUGCAACAGACACACCAAAUGAAUACAGCAAGUAGCUGGCUACAGGUAGGUGUAGUGGUGUCGGUGCGCCAGUCGGACAUGUACACACCGACACGCCACUAGCACUGAUCACGCAAUAAUCAUCUGAAUCAAGUUACUAUGCCAUGGGCAACCCCACGCAGCUUUGCUCAUCCCUCGUGUGCCAUAUCUCAUCGAUGAGUGCUCUCACCUGAGUGCUCCGCCACGGUGACCGCUCUCGCCGACCUGCACACACACACACACACACACACACGCCGACAGACAGAGAGACAGACUGACAGACUGACAGACACAGACGAACGCAACGAGCUCUACUGCAUCAGGAGAUGCACACAUAGCAGCAAGAUGAUGGAUGGAUGGAUGGGUGCGAUCAAGUUCAGCAAAUCAGCAGCAGCAUGGGGUGGGCUCGUCUUGUGUCCAGCAGGGGCACAAGAGAAACCCCGCGUGCAUACACUCGCGGUGCGCAGGGUGGUGCGUGGAGACUGCCUGCCUGGGUGCGAUGGCUGCCUGUGCUGUCCGGGAGCUAGUGAGUACAGCCUUGCACACACACACACAUGCACGCAUACACGAUGGCCAUCGAGCGAUGCUGCAGCAGGGGGUGAGGGGGGCUUCUCCCUCCUGUGUGUGGCAGAAGCAGCCAGACGCGGAGGGCAUGCGCUGCCGGAGGGGCAAAACACCUGCCUGCCAUUCCGCAUUGAGCCGGGUUGUCUGUAGAACGAGUAUGAUGCCUGCGUGGCUGCCUGCCUGCCUGAUAGGGAGUAGUGCUCCUUGCACACACACACACCAGAACACACGAGCAGCCCCUGCACUGCAUGAGAAGUCGGGCAUGAGUGCAUACAAACACACAGCUAAUGGGGUCAGUGAUGAUAUGCUGGUGUCGGCAAAACCCGCAACAGCACCGACGGGAUGGACGGCAAAGUGACUGCGGACAGUGCGGACAGCGCGCUGUCAGCGGCAGCUAUGAAAAAUGAGGGACCACACAAACACACACACACACACACACAUGAGGCGGCCAAGGACACAUACAGAGAGCCAAGUUGUCACGCCAAUACUCAAAUGGCUGCCGUGCCGCCGACAUACUGUACGGUCGGGAUGGGAAAAGGAGAGCGAUGCCGAGUACGGACGGCUGGUGUCGGCAAAACCCGCAACAAACAGCACCGAUGGACGGCAAAGUGAGCCGGAUGCGGAGGAAGUGCACUCCCGUAAGGGCAAAACACCUGCGUGCCAACGCGCCCGGUGUGUGGAGCGAGUGUGAUGCCUGCGUGGUUGCCUGGCUGCCUGCCUGGGAGGUAGUAAGUGAUCCUUACACACACACACGCGGACACGCACAUUGACGUACGUACCAUCACGAGACAGUCAGUCAGUGAGUGAGUGGGUGGGAUCAGAUGACUGUCACUAGUGCAUAUGCAUGGCCGGCAUGUAACCAGCCAGACAGUCAGUCAGUCAGUCAGUCGUGUCCGUGCCAAGUAAGUAAGUGUAUGUGUAUGUGUGUGUGUGUCUCUCUGAAGAUGAAAGCAUCUGGCUGGUCCAAAGCACACAACAAACAAACGGCUGUUCUCCUCUCUCGGUGGACGGGACGCCUGGCUGAGCAGGUCACGUCAGGUCAGCUCAGGUCAGGUCAGAAAAAGAAAGACAGACGGGAAAAUUGCAUGAGAAGUCAUUCACAAAGAAGUCGCGCAACCAGAAAGUGCCCAGCAGAAAAUGCCAAUAUGACAUGAAAAUCAUUCACAAAUCAGUCAGUCACGCAACCAGAAAGUACCCACCAGAAAGUACACACACAUCUCACGCACUGCACCCAGCCGCACUCACCCAGGCCCCUGACCGACACCACCCUCCACCAUCCACCCCUUCACCAACCGACCUCCCGCCCCCGACAAGCACCAACACCACCACCACCACCACCACCAACCGAUUGUUUCGGUCAACGAGAGCACCGCCGACGCACAUAAGAAGUAGACAGACGGGGAGUAGACAGCGACACACCACACCCACCCACACGAACGAAAAGGGAGUGUCCGCACCCUACGGAGGGACGAAAAGAAUACCACAAAGGAAAAGGCAACGUGUAGGGCUGCUGACUCAAAAGCAAUGCAAUACAAUACAAUACAAAAACAAAAAACAGCCAUCCUCCCCCGUCUGUCUACAUAUGGGGGCGCGGGGGCCUCUUCUCGUGGUGGCGGUGGGUGGUGGGUGGGGUGCUUCUCGUCGGCGGAGAGGGUCCCAUGCGAAGCCGUCAUUCAGCCGCACUGUGAUUCGUCCUCCCGUUGCUCGACGGAUGACGAACCCUCCUGAGCCGUCCAGGUCGUACAUAUCGAUGUUAUUCGCUCGCACACUUGCCGCACGCCACAGUGACUGACGCUCUCUGCCUGCCAGCUGCGGAGCGACUGGAUGCUGCGCCGGGCAGGCUGCCCUAGGUGUCUUGCAGGUGGCACCUGUCGGUGGAGUAGAGGGAGGGCCACGGCCGCCUUGAGUCAAGGCAGAUGGUUGGUGAGUCUGUGAGGGGGGCGGCACAGCAGACAGACAGACAGACGGGCAGGAGAAGCCGGGAACACCGGGCAGCGGCGAUAAAUCUAGACAGAAAGAAGCGACCAAGGACAGACAAAGCGUGAUAUGUGCACGAGUAGCUCUCCGGUUGUCCUCUGUUCUCACCUCCCAGAAGGCGAUCUUGAAUCCACACGUCGCAGCGCCCCCCACAGCAUCGCAUCCUCCUGCCAGCUGCCGCAUCGCCCGCUCGAAGAGCGUGUCCAGCAUGAUCCCAUUCAGCGUCACUGCUCGUCAGUCACUCAGGUCCUCCCCCUACACAUACACGUGGCACAUCACUGGAUGAGUGGGAGUGGUGAGUGGGCAGACGGGGGCGUGUGGGUACCUUACCUUGGUGGUUUUGAUGGCGGUCUUCGCCACGGGAGGGUGCCGACGCCUGUCUCUGAGCCAUCAUGCGCAUGAAGGCGGCCUCCACCGCCUUGAAUUGGCUGCCUCGGGGUUCACACGACUCUCAGAGGGUGGGUCACACGCGACCUGAACGCAUUCAUAAACACAUCGCACACACAGACAGACAGAUGCACCCGUCCGUUCAUCCAAGAUGCAGGUAGGUUUGUCUUUCUGUCUGUCUGUGCGUGCUGUGGUUCACUUACUAGGGAUGGAGUGGUGGCCAAGAAGGGCUGCCGUCCAGCCGAACCCUGAAGGCACGCACUCCCGGAGGAAUGACUUGCCGAUGAAGGCACGCAAUCCCGGAGGAAUGACUUGCCCGAGCCAGCCAGACAGACAGCCAAUCGCCUCUGCCAAGGCAUACACACACACGAGACACACACGUGAGCCAUUGCCUGGUGCCUCCAGUCUCCCUCACGUACCCUCUGAAGGUCGCCUGUAUCAACCGUCGCGGACCCCGUUCUUUGAUGAGCAUGGCCCCUGCUGCCUCUCUCCCUCUCCCGCUGCUUAACGGUAGAGAGGAAGCUGAUGGGCAGAUCCUGAAUGGUCGAGGUGUGGCUGAACGUCACACUCCCAUCACGGGCCUGCACACCACACACACCAUAGACACACCCACACUACUGUAUUCCUGGCCUCCUCUGUGUGUGAGGGAGUGUGCUGACCAUGGCGGCUCUGUAGUUUGGUGCAAGUAUCUCCAGCAGAUACCUCCGCCGCACACUGUCGUCCUCCCCCUUGGCCAGCAUUGCGUCCCGGUAGCUCUGCAGCAGGUCAGCCGAGGGUGCGACAGGCAGCUGGGACAGCAGCUGGAAACUCUCGUGCAGCGGCGGGCACAGGUACACAUUCGCCGCAGAGCUAUCGACCUUCGCCUUGUCAGCCUGGGUGCGGAAAUGCCUGCACCACACGUACACACAUGGAUGGAUUGAUGGCACACAGGGGUGGUCUGCGUGUGCACACGUACCUGACAAGGGCCCUGAAGCACUCCCCCACCGUGGCCACCACGUCAUUGAGGAAGCAGCAGGUGCCCUCCUCCAGGUGUAGAUACUCCCACAGCCGCGACCGCAGCACCAUGUCCUUACCCCCUCGAACCACUGAUGACGAGCUCCCCGCCGCCCCAGCAGCCACAAACCCCUCAUUGCCGCUGACAUUGGUGAGGUUGGAUGGGUCGGUGGUGGGCGGCCUCACCAUGACGUGCGCCACCGUCUGGACCAGCUCCUUGUAGAAGUGCACGAUGGACACGGGCGAGGGGGAGAACUGUAUGCUGGCCGUCCGCAGGAACACCCGCAGCCCCGUGAAGCU